Plasmopara halstedii is the source of this 297-nucleotide messenger RNA. RefSeq lists its product as uncharacterized. The transcript has 3 exons. The record is from RefSeq and is a predicted model, not a curated record. Lineage: Eukaryota; Oomycota; Peronosporomycetes; Peronosporales; Peronosporaceae. Bases 1 to 297 code for a protein of 98 amino acids.
AUGAGUGGUCCCAUCAUUGCCUUCAUCGAUUGCUCCGCGGGUAUCGCAGGCGACAUGCUCUUGGGUGCGCUAAUCGACGCUGGCGCGCCUGUGGAAGAGAUCAAACGCGGACUUGAGUCAUUACACGGGAUAAAGGGCGAAUGGGGGCUUAGUGCUAGCAGAACUCAAUUUAUCAUCACAAAGAAGCGGGGGCUCCAACGCUGGGCGAAGCUUUGCACCAUCAUCAUAGCCACAGCCGGGGGCACAAUCAUGGACAUGUUGAUGUUACGUACACUUCCGUUAACAGUGAGGAUGUAG